UGUGAGGUACUGAUGGGACGGAGAACCCGGGAGCAGCGGAGGACACAGCGGAGGGACGGACAGACAUGAUGGGCUCCAUGCACCGGAGCCGCAGCCUGAGUGAAAGCACCAAGCCAUCGGCAGAACGCCAGCGCCUCUUGUCUCCAUCUCCACAUUAUGGCUCCUCGCUGUGCGACCAGCUCAGUCCGGAGGAGGUGCAGCUCCGACGCCGGCUGAAGUAUUUCUUCAUGAAUCCGUGCGAUAAGUUCAGAGCCAAGGGAAGGAAACCCUACAAGCUGGUCCUGCAGCUCAUCAAGAUCCUCAUGGUCACUGUACAGCUUAUCCUGUUUGGCCUCAGUAACCAGAUGGUGGUGCAGUUUAAGGAGGAGAACACGGUGGCUUUCAAACAUCUCUUCCUGAAGGACUACACGGAUGAUUCAGAUAAAAGCUUCGCCGUCUACACCCAGAAUGAUGUGUACGAGCAUCUGUACUAUGCCGUGGAGCAGUAUCUGUCUCUGCCCAACCAAACCACGGCUCGCUACGCCUAUGUUCACAACUUCAACCAAUCGGCGCUUUCCAUCUGUCAGCAGUAUUAUCGCAAGGGCCACAUCGAUCCGGCCAACGAUACCUUCAAUAUUGAUCCGCAAGUUGUUACAGGUAAAGAUUUGGUAUCCCCGGGGUCUGGUAAUGGUCGGAGAGAAGGUUUCACUAUAACUUUUUACAGACUAAUAAACCUCACGGUGCAGUUCCAGUUAAAAGCUAUAAAUAUCCAGACAAUCAUUAAUAAUGAACUUCCGGACUGUUACACCUUUUCCAUCACUAUCCUAUUCGAUAACCAGGCGCACAGCGGACGGGUGAAAAUGCAGCUGGACAAUGACGCUACUAUUAAAGAGUGCAAAGAUCCCAUACUAAGCUACUUCUCUUCUCCACCAGGUGACAACCACUCUCGUUUGGCGUUUGAUGUGAUUGUGAUCCUUUCUUGUGUCCUUUCCUUCAUCUUGUGUGGACGUUCCAUCGUACGGGGCCUGAGAUUGCAAAACGAAUUUGCUCACUUUGUACUCACCCGUCGCAAUCUCCGAGUCUCCGUAUCUGACCGGCUGGAGUUUGUGAACGGCUGGUACCUGCUGCUCAUCGUCAGUGACAUCCUCACUUUAUCCGGUACUGUCCUGAAGAUCGGCAUCGAGUCCAAGACUUUUGCCAGUUAUGACGUCUGCAGCAUUCUCCUGGGCACUUCCACAUUGCUGGUAUAUUCCAUUUCCAAAUUUUGUAGCUAUUUAUUUUUAUUUAAUUAUUACAAUAUUCUGAUCGUUACACUCCGAGUGGCUCUUCCUGACGUCAUCCGGUUUUGUUGCUGCGCUGCUGUAAUUUACCUCGGGUACUGCUUCUGUGGCUGGAUUGUACUGGGACCGUACCAUGUCAAGUUCCGCUCGCUCUCCAUGGUGUCAGAGUGCCUUUUCUCUCUUAUAAAUGGGGACGACAUGUUUGUCACCUUCUCAGAGAUGCAGAACAGCAGUUACCUCGUGUGGAUGUUCAGUCAGCUUUAUUUAUAUACCUUCAUCAGCCUCUUCAUCUAUAUGGUGCUCAGUCUCUUUAUAGCUCUGAUCACUGGAGCCUAUGAGACCAUUAAGUUUCAGAACGCAGAAAAACACAAUGUCUCGCCUCUCUAUCGGUAUAUAGCGGAGUGCGAGGACAGCCCCAGCUCCGGGAAAUUCCGAUCCACCAGCACAACAAACUGCUCCAUGUUAUGCUGUUGUGCCAAUCCAUCCCAUGCUGAUGAAGAUGAGGCAGUCAUUAACUGAAGCGAUUUCCUUCUGACCUUGGAAGUGCAAAUAGAGGAUUCCUAAAUACUGGAUCUUCAGGAUUUUAAUUCCAUUUUAAUGACCGUUGUUUUAAUUGACUUUCCGUUAUGUUAAAGACUUGACUCCACUCCUGCCUUGCGCGUUGAUGCAGACGGAUAGGGGACGCAUCUAAGCUGCCAAGUCCUGCGAGUGAUAAGCUAAAUAUGUAAUUGUUGUACAUUUUAUCGGGGGUUUUAUUUAUAGGAAUGAUUGGGUAGGGAUAUAAUGAAG
Molecule: messenger RNA, 2048 nt
Organism: Nanorana parkeri
Lineage: Eukaryota; Metazoa; Chordata; Amphibia; Anura; Dicroglossidae
Gene: MCOLN1
Product: mucolipin 1
Exons: 14
Coding region: 66-1778 (570 amino acids)
Cellular component (GO): plasma membrane; lysosomal membrane
Molecular function (GO): NAADP-sensitive calcium-release channel activity
Source: RefSeq, a predicted model, not a curated record